This is a messenger RNA of Lecanosticta acicola, 1259 nucleotides long. Lineage: Eukaryota; Fungi; Ascomycota; Dothideomycetes; Mycosphaerellales; Mycosphaerellaceae. The record is from the annotation of a GenBank genome assembly.
AUGGAUGCUUCUCAGAACGACAUGGUCGCGGAGUUCAGCGCCAUAACAGGCGCGAAUCCGAGUGUCGUACGUGGAGCCGUUGAAGUAUCUAUCGCGUGGAAACCCGUACUAAGUCUUUAUCCCAGGCGCAAACGGCACUCGCUUCUGCCAACUGGAACCUCGGGGAAGCCGUCGGUCUCUACUUCGCCGCCAACGACGAGCAGCCAGAAGACGAAGACGACGACGCCGACGGCGCACCAUCCCAACCCACCUCUUCACAGCCAGCCGCCUCGUCGUCCUCAAGUAAGAACCAGCGAGGUGCCGCGGGAGGCCAGCCCAAGAAGAUGAAAACCCUCCGCGACCUCCAGGCCGGCGGAGACGACGAUGAAGACGAGGAAGAGCGGAAGAAGCACGACAUGUUCGCUGGCGGCGAGAAGAGUGGGCUCGCGGUGCAGAAUCCGGACGGAGAUAAGCCCAUCGAUCACUUCCGCAACAUCAUGAACCAGGCCCGUCAGAACCGAGAUCGCCCGGGUGCGACGGGCGAGGAGGAGGAAGAGGAGCCAGGAUCUAGCCACUUCAUCGGACGUGCACAGACGCUGGGAGGGGAUGAUGCACCAAGCGAGGUCGUAGAGGAUCCCCGCGCUGUCAUGCCUCAGCGCCAGAGACUGCCUCGUGUAACUAGGACAUUGCACCUGUGGGCGGACGGCGUCAGCAUCGACGAUGGACCGCUGUAUCGUUUUGAUGACCCUCAAAACGAGCACAUCAUGCAGGAGAUCAACCAGGGCCGAGCGCCAAAGGCGUUGCUUGACGUGCAGCCAGACCAGGAAGUUGAUCUCAAUCUGGAGCCGCACAAGGGCGAGAACUAUGUCACGCCGAAGCCCAAGUACAAACCGUUCGGAGGUUCAGGUCAGCGACUUGGCUCGCCAACUCCAGGCCUCGCAUCUUCUUCAUCUGCAGCCGCUUCGUCCUCCGCCGCGCCUGCUGCCGCACCUGCAUCAUCGUCAAGCAGCACACUUCCGGUCAACGUCGACGAGUCGCAGCCAACGGUUCAGCUUCGCGUGACACUCGGCGACGGCACCCGCUUGACUUCGCGCUUCAACACGACGCAUACGAUCGGAGAUGUCUACUCGUUCGUCGAGCGCGCCUCGCCCGCCUCACAGCAGCGAGCAUACGUUCUGCAGACCACCUUCCCUCCUAAAGAGUUCUCCGACAAGACACAAACGCUCGGAGACAUCUCUGACUUCAAGCGCGGCGGAGUCCUGGUGCAGAAGUGGAAAUAA